UGGUUCCGUCAUUGAUAGGCGGUUGAACAGAUGAUGAUAACGUAAUAGUAUCAUAUGCUGUGUUUUGAAAAUGACCUUUGUAGGCUGCCGCUGUUUUUGGAGGGAAUCGACCUGUCUCACGUUUCAAUUCGAAGUCUCGUCCUAGGAUCGCAGAUCUCUUGGAAUCAAUCCGUGUUCACACCUGUUGAGCAACAGCUCCAGCUCCAUAGGAGGAUCAUCAUCAUACCAUAACGACAACCUUGCUUGACCGGCGUGAAUCUCCCAACCGCAAAUCCGCUCACGCAACUUUUUUUCCACGCUAGAUCUUUCCCCCUCGCCCCCGAGUGAACGCGGUGUACAACUGCCUUUGUUAUAUCGUGUUGGAACAGUCUCUCAAUGAUCUAGAGACACACAACUCUCAGGCGACUGUAGUUACUCACAUCUGUGCACCUCAGAGUCCUUGCAUGGACCUCUGAAAGCCUGCACUCUCUCACCAUGAGCUUGCGACUCCCCUUUCCUUCACCAUUCGGUCUCCCUCUACCUCGACGUUUCAUCGUCCUAGGAUUAUCAGCAGUUACGGUCAUCCUCUUCCUACAUCUAUUCGCUCCAUCUACACUCCCUUCCGCUCUCGCUCCCAAUCUACACCAUCACGAACCCGAUGCAUCUUACUUUUCGCCAUCGAAAUGGUUACCACCGAUCUGGAAACAAACUCCACCAUCGAGUCUUCCAGAAUUCGACGAAGAUGGUGUCUGUCUCUUCCUUUCACCUUUUGACGCCUUAUCAGCCGAGGAGAAAGAAAGAGCUCAACUCAUCAAGCUCGAAGAGGUCUCCAGCGGGGUCGUGCGAGCCGCACCAUAUUCAGGAGACUCCGAGGACUUGCUUGACGACGACGAUUACCCGAUGGGUCCAAAUGGGACCAUCGUGCCAACGGGCAUGUCGCAUCCUAUCCUUGCUCUGUUGAGAGAUGGAGAGACAAAAUGGAAGGCUAGAAUGGCGAGACAGAGUAAAUCGCUGGACGAAGCAGUCACAGUCUACAAGGACAAGUGGGGAAGAAAUCCACCUAAAGGUUUCGACUUAUGGUGGAACUUUGCCGUGGCGAACCAGGUGCUUCUGCCAGACGAGUACGACGCUAUCAUGAACUCUCUCAUGCCAUUCUUCGCCCUGCCCAUCGAGACGCUUCGAGAGCGUCUCCUCGAAGCAGAGACCAUUGCAGAGACAUUCACCCUUAUCGUACAGAACGGCAAAGUCGAGCUGCAGUGGAACGACGACUACUCAAGAGAUACGUGGUGGGCAAGUCGACCCAGAGCAGAUUCUCAAAUCAACUUGAUGGAGCCGUUCUUGCACCAUCUCGAAAACUUCCGGGCCACAUUCACCAUCCACGAUCAACCAUCCAUUCUACUGGACCAUGCUAGGCGGAAGGAAUUGCUGGAUGCUGCAUACGACCAUAAGAUCUCUACUCAUGCCAACGAGAACGACCGAUUCGUGCAAGACUGGAAGAGCGCAUGUGCACCGGAUAGUCCACUCGUCAGGGGCGAGAAGGAGCUACCACAACCCGAUACCUUUAUCAACGCUCACACCUCAGCGAUGGACAUUUGCCAGCAUCCGAGCUACAUGGCAAACCACGGCAUGUUGAUCGAGGUGCACGACCCAGAAUCUCACCCUAAACCUCACACCAAACUCUACCCCAUCCUUGUGCCUUCCAAGACUGUCCUCAACGGGGAUAUUCCAGUCACUCCGAUCGGCCGAGAUGGGCGACGGGAUGAUGUCGGGUACGACCCAGAAUGGAACAAGAAGUCUGGCAAACUGUACUGGCGAGGGCUAGCCACUGGUCUCCAACACAACAAGAAAGAAGGCAAGGACUGGCGAAACUCUCACCGAGAACGUCUGCACUUCUUGGCCAAUGACAAAAGUGGCGCAUUCCAAGAAUUCUUAUCUCCUAUCGGCAUGACGGGCGAAGCUGAGCUCACGAGGCAGAAGCGGAAAGAUCUCGGCCAAUACUACAUGGACGCCAAGCUUGCAGGUGGACAUUGGCAGUGUGAUUGGGGUGAUGGCACAUGCCAGGAGAUGGAGGAUGAGAUCGAGUUCGCACAGAAGGAUGAUCAGGAGAAGAGCAAUCAGUUCAAAUACGUUUUUGACACCGACGGAAAUGCUUGGAGCUCACGAUUCCCGAGAUUAAUGGCUAGUCACAACGUGGUCAUCAAGUCUACAGUAUUCCCAGAAUGGAACACUCAAUCGCUGCCAGAAUGGUAUGCCUACGUUCCCUCCAAAAUGGAUUACUCGGACCUUUUCAGUAUCAUGGCAUUCUUCCGAGGAACCAUGAAAGGUAAAGGAUCCCACGACGAGGUAGCCAGGCGUAUCGCAUUGAACGGGCAGUGCUGGGUCGAGAGGACAUGGAGGACAGCAGAUCUCCAAGCCUACAUGUUCAGGUUAUACCUAGAAUAUGCGCGAUUGAUCAGCCCAGAUCGCGACAAUGGCAAAAUGGACUAUGUACACACGCAGAAACAUGUUGAAGAGCCAAUAACAGGUCCUACCGAGGUUCUACCGGAGCCUGUCCCCGCAGACGUUUAGGGCAAGGGAUGAGAUUAUAAACGCUGUUCACGAAAAGGGCAUUUAGCACGUUUGGCAUAUCACAUCAGGUUCUCCUCGAUUUCACCUAUUAGACUCAGGGGGAAUACACAGGUGCUCGCGGGUGAUACUCUGUAUAGCUUUCCUCUCGUUUGAAUGACUCGACCUGAAUUAUCCAUACAUGUUCUUGUACAUCAUGUGCAUCUGUCGUAGACCAUCA
This is a messenger RNA of Kockovaella imperatae, 2764 nucleotides long. RefSeq lists its product as hypothetical. Lineage: Eukaryota; Fungi; Basidiomycota; Tremellomycetes; Tremellales; Cuniculitremaceae. The coding region runs from base 475 to 2547 and encodes 690 amino acids. The transcript is spliced from 14 exons. The record is from RefSeq and is a predicted model, not a curated record.